AUGGCAACCACAGAGGAUCUCCUUGAAGGAGGAGCCCCAGACUCAGGAGAUGAACAUAUGGAGGACCCUGAGACAGUCAAACCCAAUGACCUGGAUCUCGGCCUGUACCAGCUGGUGACAGACACUGGUAUUGAGGAGGCCCAAGACAACAGCAAAGAGGGAAAUGACAGUGGGUGGAGGGAAAGCAGUAUUAGAGCUCUCCAGGAUGGUCCAAGACCAUCCAGCUCAAAUACUCACUGA
Ustilago hordei is the source of this 240-nucleotide messenger RNA. RefSeq lists its product as uncharacterized. Lineage: Eukaryota; Fungi; Basidiomycota; Ustilaginomycetes; Ustilaginales; Ustilaginaceae. The coding region runs from base 1 to 240 and encodes 79 amino acids. The record is from RefSeq and is a predicted model, not a curated record. The transcript has 2 exons.